Scheffersomyces coipomensis is the source of this 799-nucleotide messenger RNA. It is a transcript of the gene MED3, whose product is annotated as Med3p. The coding region runs from base 117 to 668 and encodes 183 amino acids. The record is from RefSeq and is a predicted model, not a curated record. NCBI's taxonomy places the organism in Eukaryota, Fungi, Ascomycota, Pichiomycetes, Serinales, Debaryomycetaceae. The transcript has a single exon.
AAUGCGGUUAUUUUUUUUUCUGGAAGCGUAAAUUUAAAAUAUCAUGUUAAACUCGAAAUCAACUUUUAAAUCAAGUCUAAUCAUACCAAACAUCAUCAUAGAUAUAACAAGACAACAUGGCUACUGCUAAGUUCAAUCCCAAUAAGUUACCCGACUUCAUCAAGAUUGAUGAUAUAAUGUCGGGAAGGAUAGAUCCUCAGUUAAUAUAUCAAGAAUUAAAUCGAUUGAAGGUAGAGUUAAACAUUCUUCGAAAUGAUAUGAAUAACUUUCUUAAGGUGUUGAUUGAUAUACCAACAAAUGCUAAUGGAGAUAUAAAUGAACAUGAAUAUUUUAAGAUAAUUUCAUCCCGAUUAAAGACAUUGAAAGAGACGAUAAAUGAAUAUUGUUUGGAAUAUAAUCGAUUAUUACCAAUCAUAAAUCUUGCUCAGAUUAAAUUAGGUCAUGAGGUAGAGAUCUUGCCUCUUCCCAAUAACAACAAAGCUAAUUCAAACACUGCUAAUGGGAAUACUGGAUCUACCACUACUAAUGGUAUGGUAAAUAACAAUAAUAUUAAUAGCAAGAGAAAUUCAGUAGUUAAGAACGCUGGAUCUAAUGCCACAAUCCCCACCACAUCUACAGCAAACGGAGGUAAAGCAGGUGCUAAUGUAAACCAACCCAUUGUUCUAUAAAAUAAUAAUGUAUAUAUAUGUCUUAUCUUACUAUAUAAUAAUAAUGAUAAUAGCUUAUUGCUUCGUAUAAUGUAUGAGUUGUAGUAGAGAUAUAGGGUUACCCUGAACUGACUCAUUUUUGACAUUUUUUC